Exophiala mesophila is the source of this 1020-nucleotide messenger RNA. RefSeq lists its product as uncharacterized. Gene Ontology annotation, cellular component: nucleus. The transcript has a single exon. NCBI's taxonomy places the organism in Eukaryota, Fungi, Ascomycota, Eurotiomycetes, Chaetothyriales, Herpotrichiellaceae. The coding region runs from base 1 to 822 and encodes 273 amino acids. Gene Ontology annotation, biological process: double-strand break repair; single strand break repair. Gene Ontology annotation, molecular function: single-stranded DNA binding; mismatched DNA binding; DNA 5'-adenosine monophosphate hydrolase activity. The record is from RefSeq and is a predicted model, not a curated record.
AUGGAUAAUCCUAGCCCCUCAAAGGAUGCCAGCGUGCCAGAGAUCAGCAAAAAACGCAACGCUUUCUCAGCACUCAUGGCUCCUAAGCCCAAGCAGCUCAAACCAUCUUCAGGGGAUGACCCCAACCACUCCCAGCACUCGUCCAAAUCCCAUCCCAACGACAUUCGCAGCGGUCUGCUUGCCUAUAUCCUCCAGCCUACAACCUUCUCUUCUGGCCAAGUCAUUACCCACAACGACCAUAUCGUCCUCAUACGCGAUGCCUUUCCCAAGGCCACUGUCCAUCUCCUCCUUCUCCCAAGAGACCCCGACAAAAGAGACUUGCAUCCGCAUGAAGCCUUUGAAGACCUCGAUUUUCUCAUGAUGAUCAGAACUCAAGUUUCCGAUGCAGUGAAGCUUGCAGCCUCGGAGCUUUCAAGGCUGAUUGGUUCGUUCUCCAUAGCCAACCAAGCCCGGAUCGAAGCAAUGGAAAGUGAGGAACCCCCAGACGUGCUGCCGGCUGGGCGAGACUACCUCAAGGACAUCCGCGUGGGCGUUCAUGCACAUCCAUCCAUGCAUCAUCUCCAUAUUCACAUCAUCAGUCGAGACAUGCAUUCGGACCGACUAAAGCAUCGCAAGCAUUACAAUAGCUUCAACACUGAAUUUUUCAUCCCUUUGGACGACUAUCCGCUGUCACCAGAUGAUCGAAAGCGCGAUGUCAGAUUCCAGAACAACAAUCUCAAAGAAGAUUUCAAGUGCUGGCGUUGUGGCAAGACGUUUGGGAAUAAAUUCCAAAAGCUCAAGGAGCACCUAGACGAAGAGUUUGAUGCAUGGAAACGUGAAUGACACACCCUUCCUAUCAAAGCUAUCACCUCUUUAUCUCCCAUCAAACGGAUAGUGUUAGCUUCUUCGAGGUCUGAAUGUCCUAUCAUCAUCGUGGCUGUUCCUGCGACGUUCGGGUGACGUCCGGUAGGCCCUGCCCACGCUGCCCUCCUGUCGUCCACGAUAUUCGACGUCUCUACGACUCGGCCCACCGUUCAUCUC